Molecule: messenger RNA, 453 nt
Organism: Anisakis simplex (herring worm)
Lineage: Eukaryota; Metazoa; Nematoda; Chromadorea; Rhabditida; Anisakidae
Source: the annotation of a GenBank genome assembly
AUGUUGGCAAACGGUAGAGCCUUAACAGAACUUUGUUCAGAUACAUCAUAUGAGUGUCGUAUAGAGGGAACUCUCUUCAUUCUAUUGGAAGAUCGAUGGAGACCUGCGUACGGAAUCCUCAAAGCGAACCUUUUAUUUAUAUUCAAUCGUGUCGAAGAUGUCGGUGUUGAAGCACCAUUUAUAUUGUUGAUCAUCGAAGAUUGUUAUAUGGAACUGUGUGAUGACAACGAAACUGGACGAUCCUAUUCAUUUCAAAUCAAAUUCAAAACAACCGGUCGUAAUUUCACGAUGGCAACUGAGAAUUUCAAAGCGUUGGAGAAGUGGAUAUCUACAUUGACAGUCUCAUCGAUAGACUAUAUCAAAUUAACGAAACAGUCGUUUCAAGAUCAGAUGAAUGAUACGUUUACGAUGAAACGCGAUUCAUCCCAAGCAGCCGAUGCUCAAAUCAGUUGA